AUGAACGGUACGGCAGCUGCAGGGCAAACACGGGAAGAUUCCGGAACGGCCAUGGAAGCGGUUGAAACGGUAACGCUUAUCAGCGACGAUUCGGAUGUGGAAAUGACGGACAUUUCCGUAAAGCAUCCGAGCAAGUCCGAAUCCGACGAAGGACGACGAACGAGCAGACGGAAAAAGGUAAAAGUAGGAUACGGUGAUAAUGGAGCGAAAACGAACACCAGCGCGCGACCCGGCAGUGCCUGCGAGGGUGGCGAUCCUUCCGGAACCGGUGAUCGUAAGGGCGAAGGAACAAAGCCGGAUCCACCCACUCCGAAAUCGAAAAAGCGAGAAACGGAAGACAAAUCGGCCACCGGACCAGACCCAAACCCGUACCAGGAACUGAUGACGGGAUUGGAAGGGGCCGCCUUUCAGUCAAGACUUCCGGUGGAUAAAAUGACCGCAUCGGAAGCCGUCUGCUUUCCACAUAUCAUCAAACACGGAUUGGUGACGCAGCGCAUGUUUCUGAACGUACGCAACCGCAUCCUGCAGAUGUGGAUCGAGGAACCCAAGGUGCAGCUGACGUUUGAGAAUGCGCUGAAAAAGAUGGAAUCACCGUUCGAUAGUGAUCCGUCGCUAUUACGCAUGGUACACGCGUUUCUCGAACGGCACGGUUUCAUCAAUUUCGGCAUCUUCGAACGGUUAAAACCGCUGCCGUUGAAGAAACACGCCAAGGUGAUCGUAAUCGGGGCUGGAAUUUCGGGCCUGGCCGCCGCACGACAGUUGCAGCAGUUCGGGUUCGAUGUGAUCGUGUUGGAAGCGCGCGAUCGCGUCGGUGGCCGCAUUGCGACCUUCCGCAAGAAUGCCUACACGGCGGAUCUGGGCGCGAUGGUAGUGACCGGAAUCUGGGGCAACCCGCUGACGAUUUUGAGCAAACAAACCGGCAUGGAGAUGUGUCCGAUCAAGAGCACCUGUCCGCUGUACGGUGCCGGCGGAAAACCCGUACCGAAGCACAAGGACGACAUGGUGGAGCGGGAGUUUAACCGGCUGCUCGAGGCCACGAGCUACCUUUCUCAUCAGCUAGAUUUCAACUACGCUGGCAAUCAUCCGGUUUCGCUCGGACAGGCGCUCGAGUGGAUCAUCAAGCUGCAGGAGAAGCACGUGAAGGAGAAACAGGUUCAGCAUCUGUCCGGGAUCAUCGGAUGGCAGCAGAAGUUGCUAGCGAACCAGCACCAGCUGGAGGAAACGCUAGCAAGGAUAAAGGAAUUGAAGAGGAAAUUACAACAGUUGAUCGACACAAAGCCACCGAAACCGCCACCAACGACCAAAGAGGGCGGCAGUGCAACUGGAGGAGCGCCACACGAUGCCUCAGGAGGUGACUCGACCGGUAGUGGGAAGUAUUACGAGCACGAGUUCCAGCUGCGAGUGACGGCGCGCGAAGAGCAACUGGCCUGGAAGGAGGUGGAACGGUUACAAACGUACAAGACCGAACUGGAGACGAAGGUGCGCGAGCUGGAAAACGAACAGGUGUCCGAGGUGUACCUUUCCUCCAAGGAUCGACAGAUCCUGGACUGGCACUUUGCGAACCUGGAGUUUGCGAAUGCGACUCCGCUCAGUAACCUUUCGCUGAAGCACUGGGACCAGGAUGAUGACUUCGAGUUCAUCGGUAGCCAUACGACGGUCAAGAACGGUUACUCCUGUGUGCCGAUGGCCUUAACCGACAACUUGGACGUGCGAGUUAACACAGCCGUCACCUGCAUCCGGUAUCGGCCCGGCGGUGUUGAAGUGACAGCGGAUCUCAAAUCAAACAACUCUACCGUCUGCUAUCGGGCAGAUCUGGUCCUCUGUACGCUCACCCUCGGCAUACUGAAGCUCGCCAUCGCCGAGGAGUCGAAGCAGCUCAACACGGUUCGUUUCGAUCCGCCGCUGCCGGAAUGGAAACAGUCCGCAAUCCAGCGGCUGGGCUUUGGCAACCUCAACAAGGUCGUGCUCUGCUUCGACCGAAUCUUCUGGGAUACGAACACGAACCUGUUCGGGCACGUCGGCAGCACAACGGCCAGCCGUGGCGAGCUGUUCCUGUUCUGGAACAUCUCCCAGUCGCCGGUGCUGCUUGCUCUAGUCGCGGGUCAAUCGGCCGCCAUCAUGGAGAACGUAUCGGAUGACGUGAUCGUGGGCCGUUGCAUCGCCGUCCUGAAGGGGAUCUUCGGCAAUUCGGCCGUCCCGCAACCGAAGGAAACGGUCGUCACGCGGUGGCGGGCUGAUCCUUGGGCACGCGGCUCCUACAGCUUCGUGUCGGUCGGUUCGUCUGGCAGUGAUUACGAUCUGCUUGCCGCACCGGUCACACCGAAGGCACCGGAGGGAGAAACACAGGUGAAACCGGCACCACCCGCUCCACAGCAGCGCCAUGACAAAAACGGUGAAAAGAAUGAGAAUGAGAAUGAGGGAGAUGACGAUAGCAGUCCGAUCGACAUUCCGCGGCUAUUCUUUGCCGGUGAGCAUACGAUCCGUAACUAUCCGGCCACGGUGCACGGUGCACUGCUGAGCGGACUGAGGGAAGCGGGCCGAAUUGCCGACUACUAUCUCGGAUUUCCCAACUGCUACCCGGAAGCACCCAAGGACGAAGCGAAAAAGUGA
Molecule: messenger RNA, 2610 nt
Organism: Anopheles marshallii
Lineage: Eukaryota; Metazoa; Arthropoda; Insecta; Diptera; Culicidae
Gene: Su(var)3-3
Product: possible lysine-specific histone demethylase 1
Exons: 2
Coding region: 1-2610 (869 amino acids)
Biological process (GO): regulation of DNA-templated transcription
Cellular component (GO): nucleus
Molecular function (GO): flavin adenine dinucleotide binding; protein binding; oxidoreductase activity
Source: RefSeq, a predicted model, not a curated record